CUCUCACCCCGACCUGACCCACCCACCCCUCGCCGGCCCACCGCCACAGGUCGCCGCAAUGGCGUACAACCCUUCGCGCGCGCGCCUCUCGCCGCCAGCUCCCGCGGCCCCUCGCCCCAGGAAGCGCGGACGCUCCCCCUCUGCUCCCGGCGCGGCGGUGUGGCGCGCGUCCGCAUACGUCGCUCCUUUCGACCACCGCCGCCGCUGGCAGGACCCCGCAGGCGCGUCUGGCCGCGUCUGGCAGGGGUACCACGCGCCGCAUGCUCCGGUGCCCUACCGGCGGUGGAUCUUCGCGGACGAGGCAUCGACCUCGGGCUCAGAUGCAUGCACAAUCAUGUCAUACAACAUCUUGGCGGAUAACAAUGCACGGAACCAUCCUGACCUUUACUUGGACGUCCCUUGGGAUGCUUUGAGGUGGGAUUCGAGGAGAAGGCUUAUUAUCCAUGAAAUUAGGCACUGGGACUCUGACUUAGUGUGUCUUCAGGAGGUGGAUAGAUUCCGGGAAAUCGCUGCAGAAAUGAAGAACAAAGGCUAUGAAUGUAGCUUUAAGGGGCGCACUGGGGAUGCUAAAGAUGGAUGUGCUACCUUUUGGAAGUCAGAACGGUUACGUCUGCUUGAGGAAGAUAGUAUUGACUUUAGUGAAUUCAAUCUACGAAAUAAUGUUGCUCAAGUAUUAGUUUUUGAGCUUAACGGAACCCAAAAAUUUGUACUCGGGAAUAUCCAUGUUUUGUUUAAUCCAAAGCGUGGAGAUAUAAAAAUGGGACAGAUCCGCAUGCUACUGGAGAGGGCGAAUGCUCUUGCUGGAAAAUGGGAUGGAAUUCCUAUUGUGCUGGCUGGUGAUUUUAACAGCACACCUGAAAGUGCCAUCUACAAGUUCUUGUCGACAAUGAAGCUGAACGUUUCUUUGCAUGAUAGAAGGCAGUUGUCUGGACUGGAUAGCUCUGAAUUUGGUUUGUAUUGUAGUUUACUGAACUGCGAAUGGAGUGACGAAGAAGUGAGAAAUGCGACAGGGUCCUCAAAUGUCAUGGUCGCUAGACAUCCGUUGAAGCUCUCUAGCUCUUAUGCCAUGUUAAAGGGAAAUUCAAGCAAUAGGGGUCAUCAUGGUGAACCUCUAGCAACGUCAUAUCACAAGAGGUUUCUUGGGACUGUUGAUUAUUUGUGGUAUACUACUGGGCUUGAAUGCUCCAGAGUUUUGGACACACUACCUGUGGACGCUUUGAGGAGAACGAGGGGUCUUCCAACCAGGGAAAUGGGCAGUGAUCAUCUGCCAAUUGUUGCUGAAUUCAUCUUCUCAGAACAGACCAGAGAUGCAUCCGAGCAAGAAGAUGAAUCUGCAGGAGAAGCAAUCACGUCAAAACACAUAUAUUUCUCCUCAGACAGUGACAGUUAGGCUGAUGCAAGUUAGUUAUUCAAUUGGUAGGAAAGGUUUAGGAUAACCGACUCGGAGGGCACAGCGCACAGCACAUCAGAGUAUGCACGGCGGUGACCAUACCAGUCAGGAUUCAGAUGCAGAAAUUAUCUUAUCUAUCGUAAGGCUAUGUCAUAUCCUUGCCAAACACGCUGUGAGUGAAUGUGCAAGGUGUUUAGCCAGAACCUGUAGUGGAUUCCAGUCAUGCUGCUUCAGGCUGCUGAUACGGAUCAGAAUCAGGUGUGUGGAGAUGAUGUCUCCAAUGCCAAGGUUAUGGCGAAACGCUCGAGUGUUCUCCGCAAGGUAUACAAAUAUUUGUCAGUUUAGCAUUUGGUACUCAGUGUAUCUAUUCUCCUAUUUUGCGCAGAAUAUUGACACGCUAUUGUUAUGAUUUAACGUGCAGUCUGUACAUUACGACUGUAGUGUACUCGUUCUGUCUA
Messenger RNA from Triticum dicoccoides, 1848 nucleotides. RefSeq names its product carbon catabolite repressor protein 4 homolog 3-like. Bases 59 to 1390 code for a protein of 443 amino acids. Gene Ontology annotation, molecular function: 3'-5'-RNA exonuclease activity. The transcript has 13 exons. The record is from RefSeq and is a predicted model, not a curated record. Lineage: Eukaryota; Viridiplantae; Streptophyta; Magnoliopsida; Poales; Poaceae.